Molecule: messenger RNA, 1141 nt
Organism: Lathyrus oleraceus (garden pea)
Lineage: Eukaryota; Viridiplantae; Streptophyta; Magnoliopsida; Fabales; Fabaceae
Product: auxin-induced protein 22B
Exons: 3
Coding region: 138-692 (184 amino acids)
Biological process (GO): regulation of DNA-templated transcription
Cellular component (GO): nucleus
Source: RefSeq, a predicted model, not a curated record
CAUUAUUUAAUGCACCUCUCCUUUAUCAUCAUCAUCCAUAUUCUUAUAUAAAAUAAACCUUGCAUUCUUGUAUUUGCAUCUCAUCUUACUUUACUACAAGCCUUUCUUUGAAGCAUAUUCUGAAAAUUAUUUGGAAGAUGGAAAACAGUGUUGCAUAUGAGAGUGAUCUUAACAUGAAGGAUACUGAGCUAAGACUAGGACUUCCAGGGACAGAAGAAAAUGAGAAUGAAAAAGCACUUUCUGUUAAGGUUUCCAACAAAAGAUCAUUGGUUGAAACCUCUAAGGACAGUGCAACUGGUUCAAAAACCUCUGAAUCUGAUGCAGCACCUCCUUCUAAGGCAAAAAUAGUGGGGUGGCCACCAAUAAGAUCUUAUAGGAAGAACAGUUUGCAAGAGGCUGAUGCUUCUGGGAUUUAUAUAAAAGUGAGUUUGGAUGGAGCUCCUUACCUUAGAAAGAUUGAUUUGAGAAUCUAUGGAGGUUAUGCACAGCUUCUUAAAGCUUUGGAAAACAUGUUCAAGUUAACUAUUGGUGACUAUUCAGAGAAAGAAGGUUAUAAAGGAUCUGAAUAUGAACCUACGUAUGAAGAUAAAGAUGGUGAUUGGAUGUUAGUUGGAGAUGUUCCAUGGAACAUGUUUGUGACAUCUUGCAAAAGACUAAGAAUCAUGAAAGGAACAGAAGCUAGAGGUGUUUGAGAAACAAAAAAGUUGGUAUGAAAAGUGUUUUGGUGUGAAGGGAAGAAAAAAACAAACAACCUUUCAGCUUGUGUUUUCGGAAGAACUAACGAGUUUUUGAAUCACUGUGGUGUAUGCUAUGCUAUGUGUUAUCAUGAGCAUGCCUAUCUGAAGUUAUGCUCUAAGGAAGGGAAAUGGAAGAUACAGUGCAGUUUCUUAGUUUCCUCGAACAUUAGCAUCCGAGGAGGGAUGCUGUUAUUUCCACUGUUUUUUUUUCUUCAUGUUUCGAAUGAGAGAUCUCAGAGAGAUUUACUCAAGUGAAAAGGGAUAGAAAAGGGUGAUAUUUUAGUAUAGUAUUGUUUAAUUAUUAUAUAUCCAAGGUUUUUUCUUGUAUAUUGAUACAAGAAUAGUGUAACAUACCAAGUGUUGUACAAAUUUCUUUGUUAUCGAAUGGACUAUAAAUUAAUUAA